AUGCUAAUCGGGCGGUCAGCCAAGAAAAGCAAUCGUCGAAAUUGUAAAGCUGUGCUCUGGCAGACCUGCCAAACUUGCUCAACCUUCAACGCAAGUUGCGGCAAUGCAUCCCCUCCUCGUCCCCAGCGCAUCCUCAGGCGCAACAGCCGAGGAAGUCGGCCACGAAGUAUCUCUUCUGCCUACUUAUUAGAAGGUUAUCCACCAAACAGCAAGCCAUCGGACGCAGUUGCCGUGUAA
Molecule: messenger RNA, 237 nt
Organism: Protopolystoma xenopodis
Lineage: Eukaryota; Metazoa; Platyhelminthes; Monogenea; Polystomatidea; Polystomatidae
Source: the annotation of a GenBank genome assembly